Molecule: messenger RNA, 1083 nt
Organism: Paramecium tetraurelia
Lineage: Eukaryota; Ciliophora; Oligohymenophorea; Peniculida; Parameciidae
Exons: 3
Source: RefSeq, a predicted model, not a curated record
AUGUUAAAGCGAUUUCUACCGCUAACUAAGUAAAUUGCGUUUACUUUAAAAGGUUCUCCAAAAACACUCUACAUAUUCAAAAUGCAAAUACCAAACCAAACUAAUUUUAAUAAAACAUAAUAUAAUUUUUCUUAGAAUCAUAAAAUUUCAUUAGAAGACGGGGAUAAUCAUAUUAAAUCUAUUUAAGAAUAAAUAGUGGCUUUGAAUGAUUUAGAAGAUGUCUGUAACAUCUAGUCUCAAGUUAUAGAAUAUUUGGAGGAUAAUCUUAAAAAUUUCGAUGACAAAUACUUUAAUGUUAUCUACAUAGAAGAAAUAUUGGUUUUACAUUGGUAUUAAGUUGCCAUUUAUGCAUAUACAUAGCAUUAAAAUCCUUUAAGUGGUGAAUUUACUUAAAAACUAAUAAAUUGCGAUUUAUUAAAAUAAUUAGAUAUCAUUAAACAAUAUAAAUUGCUAGAUCAAAUUAAUGUGGAAAGAUUGAAAGUUAAGUUGAAUGCUGCAAGUAUAAUGUGCAAAAUGAUCAAUUAUGGUGUAGAAGCUGAUAUUAAUUAAUUACAUGAUUGGAUGAAUGAUUAUUUAGACUAACUUGAAAUACACAAUUAAAUUAUUUUAGAAAUUUCUUCAAAGAACAAAGUUUAAGCAUACUGCAAUACUUUUAAGGAUCUUUAUAUAAACUUCUACUUUUUUAUUGCAUAAAUCCAUAGGAAACGAAACUUAAUCGAUGAAUUUGAAAGAUUUAUAGAUCAAGGAAUUGAAGAAGUUAAAUUUCAAGCCGAGAAGAUUAUAUAAGAACCUAAAGGAUAAUUUGAGUUGAAUUUGACUUUGUUGAAUUUAUUUGAGCUGUUCAUUAGCAUUAAAUAAGCUGAUGAUAUUAAAUCAGAGUUUACUAUAGAUUUUGCUAAUAAAAUUGUAGAUUUAAUUUCCACCUACUGGGAAGAGUCAUUUGAAACAUAUGUUUUAGACAUAAAAGUUAACUUUGCACAAUUUUACUUAAGUUAAGAUCUUUUUGACAAAGCAACUAAGUUACUAGCUGAUGUUUAUUCAAUAAGGACUGCUAUUAUUGAAGAUAAAACAUUAUUUUCAUGA